GGGAAAAUUAAUUAUAAAUCGAUACUAUACUACUAUACUAUACUAUUAUUAUCUUUUACCCAAAACUUUUCCAACAUUGAAAAUGGCAACGAGGAAGCAAGCUUUCAGGGUGUCUCUUCUGGACGUUGCAUCAGGGCUAAAUGAGCCUGAUAUUCAAAGCGUGUGCUUUCUGUACAAAGACAAGAUCAAUAAGCAGUGCAGAUGCCGUUUCCACAGUGCUAGUGGCCUGGAGCCUGAUCUGAGUUGUCCCUUCCACCGUGGUCCGACAGGGGUUGUAGUAAUGGAGCAACUUUUGGAGAGAGGAGAGUUUAAUGAGUGUAAUACAGACCCGCUUGUGGAUAUGCUCAAUCGAAUUGGCAGAGUGGAUUUGGCGAACACAUUUUUGAAGGAAUAUGUCAAUGUACAAACACAGAAUGGUGAUGAUAAUCCUGAACUGAAGCCCUUUUCACACGACUCUUCUCCACAACACAGUGAACCUAUGACUCAAUUAUGUGAAAUCAUGCCUCAUAAAGUCAGGCCUGAUGUCGAGGUUGACAAUAUCACACAGCAACUUUUGUCCCGUAAAGUCCAAGGAAUCUCCCCUGAGCACGUGUCUCCUGGUUUCAUUGCAAUACACUCAGAUAAACAAUGCACUGAUAUGGAGCGAGAUUUUUCCAACACGGAGAAGGUCUGUCGAUGUGUACCUCAGUGUACGGUACAUAGGGACAGGAUCCGGGCUCAGUCCCUCCGAUGUGGCAGUGUGGAUGGCUCAAAUGAAAUAUUUAGCUGCAGCACAACCACAAAUCUGUCAGGUGUGGAAUUGGAGUCUCCUUUGUCAACUGAGAGUGCAAGCCCAGAACUAAAGUAUGCUGUCUUUUUAAGUCAAUCUGAGGUGCAAGAAAUAACAAGGGUGAUAAAUGACUCUCCAGACACAGAUCCAAAAAUUAGAAGAUUUUUGUCCAACAAGUUAAUCGCUGCUAAGCCAGCCGACAAACACAGCAGAUGUAGCUCAUUUUCUGAUGACUGUGAAAUAAUUGAGAAAGAGGAAUAUUUGUCACCGAGUUUUCUUAGAGACAAACUUACUCCACGAGCAUUUUCUUUAGACAGUUUGAAAGCAAAUCGUAUGAAAAAAGUUGUUAGCUGUUCAUCAGUUCCCAAAAUAACUCAGUCUUGUGUGGUUUUGUCGAAUAUAAGUUGGGACCAUGCUCAGGGCUGCUGUGGCUGCCAGGGAGCUUGCCUUCACUCCCCUGAGUUGAACACUUUUCAAAGAGAAAAGGAGUCUAUGAAGUCGAAAGAUAGUGGAAUGGGCUUCUCCCAAGAGUCAAAUGACGCUGCUGAGGAUUCGAUGCAAGACCUGUAUAUUCCACCAUCCAGACAAGGUGGUGUGCUGGAUGAAUGGAAGGUCUCUCGUGACAAGAUGCUCAACCACAUCUUUCACCACAAAAAUGCAUCAAUGCAUAAAAAAGUGUGCAUUUGCACUGGUAGUGGGAAAACAAGACGUAGUGUUAACAUUUUGCUGCAGCUGCAUCCUGACGGCUUAGGGGUUGAUAGAAGAACAAAUUCUACUCUUGUGGUCGACGUUAAGGGUAUAUCCCAUCCCAAGUUGAACCUUUCUGUAGACUUCACGAUCAGGGUCAUAGAUACUCAAGAUCAGAAUAUCAUAGCACUUCGCAAUUUCCAAUUAGAUUUGGCUCAGAAAUCGCACACUAUCUGUGAGUUCCUAUCUCAUGAAAUAAUCAAGCAGUCCUCAGCCAAAACCUUUAAGUUCAUGCUCAAGUUCCAGCUUCAAUUGCCCAUGAAUAGAGAGUGGGUAAUAGUUAAUUAGUGUUUGUGGGUCACUUUGAUCUAUGUACUGUUAUCUAAUUAAUGUGAUCAAGAUGUGAUGUAUAACUGUGGUUUAGCUGCCAUAGUCCUUUGUUUUUUGUUUACUGUAUAGGUGCGCCUCUGGGCCCCUACUCUAUGUACAUGCAUUCAUUUUUGUAUUUUUAGUCUAAUCAUUGUUGAUCAAAGCGUA
Molecule: messenger RNA, 1993 nt
Organism: Halichondria panicea
Lineage: Eukaryota; Metazoa; Porifera; Demospongiae; Suberitida; Halichondriidae
Exons: 5
Coding region: 83-1804 (573 amino acids)
Biological process (GO): regulation of apoptotic process
Molecular function (GO): protein binding
Source: RefSeq, a predicted model, not a curated record